GGCGCGUGCGGCGUUUGUCACCAGUCCAGCCGACGUCCCUGCUCACCAGUGUCUACCGGCGUGGCUCAGUGUAGAAGCCCAAAAGCUGCAGAAUGGCACCCUUGUUGUAUGUUGUCCUGUUGGUAGCUAUAUUGGAUAUCUCGCAAGCUUCAAGUGAUGUGCAAACCUUCGGCUACGAAACGAAAGAUCGAGGGAGUUACUUUGCUCAAACUCCAGAUACACUGAUGUCAGUAUGGGUGAAUAGAGACAUACCCCUUCCACGUGGAACGACCGUUACCUCUCUUAAUUACUACGUAGAACCCACACUUCCAAAUGGAACAUACUCUGGACAAUUUUAUAUAUGGAAACAGGUUACAUCCGUGAAAUACUUAUUGGAACUGAAAGAAAAUCUUGUCUUUGAUACAACAACCUCUGGUAUAAAAGAGUUUAUCUUUCCCGUGCCAUUUACCCUCUGUUAUGAUGCAAACAGUUACUUGGGCUGGGGCUUCGACCAACAAAUUGGACCUAUCUCGAUUAGUGAAGAUUUUGAGGAUGUAAACAAUACUUUACUCGCUUACACAGAAGAGGGCCUCGUUGUUGAUGAAGAGUACUCUUCUUUCUUUGCUUUGCCAUACACCUUUUCCAUUGAGUUGAUCCUUAAUGUUACCGGUGUUGGUGACCCCCCUCCACCAAGCUGUGAUUCAUGCUUUGUUGGACCUACAGGAUUACAAGGUCCUGUUGGAAGCACUGGCACAAUUGGACCUAUUGGAGAGACUGGAGUGACAGGACCCUCUGGAUCAACUGGUGAAAAGGGUACGGCCGGUGACAAAGGACAGUUUGGGGAGACCGGUUUGACAGGCGAUACAGGUUUGAAAGGAGAGAUAGGAGAAGGAAGCACUGGUGAAUCUGGAAUAAAAGGAAUUGAAGGCGAGACGGGAAUGCAAGGUGAUGAAGGAGAGACGGGACUAAAAGGAGACCUUGGUUUAACUGGUGAAAAAGGAUUGAAGGGUACUAGUGGUGACAAGGGCGUCAAAGGAGAGCUCGGGCAGACUGGAGUAUCUGGAAUCAGUGGAGAUAAGGGACAGUUUGGACAAACCGGUGUGAAGGGAGAGGUAGGACCAACUGGUACUAAAGGAUCCUUGGGACAAACUGGUACCACAGGUAUUGGAGAAACAGGUCCUGUAGGUACCACUGGUAUCCAGGGAAGCAAAGGUGACCUUGGACAAACUGGUGCGCAGGGAGGCAAAGGUGACCUUGGACCAUUGGGAUCUACUGGUGUGAAGGGUGAUACAGGGUCUGAUGGUACUACAGGACUGAAGGGUGACCAGGGAAAUGUUGGUUUCACUGGAUCAGUUGGGCCUACAGGAUUGAUUGGGGUGACUGGACCUACAGGUGGAGUAAAAGGUGACAAGGGAGACAGCGGGUUAAUAGGAUUCACUGGAGUAUCUGGAGUUUUGGGAAGCACUGGAAUGACAGGAAUUCAAGGUAUCUCGGGACCUGCAGGAAAUACUGGACCAAUAGGAGCAAGCGGGGUAGCUGGAGUUACGGGAUCAAUUGGAUCAACAGGACUUGAAGGAGCUACUGGUGAUAUAGGAAAUACAGGGCCCAAAGGAGACCAAGGAAUCCAGGGCAUAUCGGGAGAAACAGGGCAACUGGGCAACACUGGAGUUGUGGGCAAUACUGGGCCUGUUGGAGCCACUGGUGUUGUUGGGGAUACUGGAAACAAAGGAGAGGAGGGAGCAGUUGGCGGUGAAGGAGCAACUGGUCAAGUUGGCAACACUGGUACUAAAGGAGAAGUUGGUAACACAGGAAUACAGGGGGCUACUGGGAAUGUUGGAUCAACAGGAUCUGUCGGAGAUACUGGCCGAAAAGGAUCUGUAGGCGAUACUGGAAUACAAGGUCUGACGGGAGACCAAGGUCAGAUGGGAAAUACUGGUAUUCAAGGUUCAACUGGUUCUGUUGGCGAUACUGGUAUUCAAGGUUUUUCAGGUGUCGCAGGAGCAACAGGAAGUGUAGGUGUAACAGGUUCUACAGGUACUGUUGGUGCAACUGGAACUCAAGGUGCAACUGGUAACACGGGACUCGAAGGGGACCAGGGUGUAGUCGGCAAUACUGGAAGCAAAGGUGAAGUUGGAGCAACUGGACCUGUUGGUCAAACAGGAGAUAUUGGAUUAACUGGGUCCAAAGGUCAGACUGGUGACACUGGUUUUCAAGGUAGCACAGGCGAUGUUGGAAGCACUGGAUAUAAGGGAGAGGUGGGGACCACUGGCCAGAAAGGCGAGGUGGGGUCCACGGGUGUCGAGGGAUCAACAGGAUCAGUUGGUGAUACCGGAAUACAAGGAGUCAGCGGAGUGACUGGAUCUGAAGGUGUAACGGGCAAUGUAGGAAACACUGGACUGAAAGGCGAUACAGGUGCAACUGGGGAGCAGGGCACAACUGGAUUAGUUGGUAACACUGGCAGUAGUGGACCAGUAGGUAACACAGGUGCUACAGGUCAGAUUGGUGUCACGGGUAAUACAGGAUCAGUUGGAAGCACAGGAGUUGCAGGCGAUACAGGAUACAAAGGAGAGCAGGGAAACACGGGUGAUGUUGGGGCAACAGGUGUUGUUGGAUCAACCGGAAAUGUAGGAAACACUGGACCUGUAGGAGCCACUGGUUUUAAAGGAGAACAAGGAGCAACAGGAAACACCGGAGCUCAGGGGGACACUGGAAAUACUGGUUCAAAAGGGGAAAUUGGCAACACUGGCGAUGAGGGCAACACAGGACCCGAAGGUCAGACUGGAGCUAAAGGAAAUGUAGGUUCUACAGGUAUACAAGGUACCACAGGACAGGUAGGCAGCACUGGUUCACAAGGGGUGGUAGGCAAUACCGGAAUACAAGGUGCAACAGGACAAGUCGGUGACACUGGAGUUAAAGGUGAAGUGGGAAACACUGGACAACAGGGAAGCACUGGAGUUAUUGGAGACACUGGAAUACAAGGUCAGACCGGCAGUGUUGGCGACACUGGAUCCACUGGGAAUGUCGGAGCCACUGGAUCCAAAGGAGGGAAAGGAGAUGUUGGGGAUACAGGAGCGGUAGGAAACACCGGAAUUCAAGGUUUGACAGGAAAUGACGGAAUACAAGGAAUAUCGGGUAUCACAGGAGAUCAAGGUAUAACUGGUAUAAAAGGUGAAAUCGGUGCCACUGGACUGAAGGGAGAUGGUGGAGCCAAAGGUGACGAAGGACAAUUUGGAAAUACCGGAACAAAAGGAGAGGUUGGUGUUACAGGUAUAUUGGGUUCUACUGGAGAUAAGGGAUCCCAGGGAGAUGUUGGUACAUCGGGAUCUGUUGGAGAUACUGGUGUAAAGGGAGAUACUGGAGCCAAAGGAGAUGCAGGAAAUAUUGGAAACACUGGUCCUUCUGGAAUCCAAGGCCAAACAGGGCAAAAUGGAGAUACUGGCAUCCAGGGAGAAACGGGAAUCCAAGGAGUUCAGGGUUUGACUGGAGAUGUAGGUAGCACUGGACCAGACGGCCAGACUGGCAACAUAGGACCAGCAGGGUCUACAGGACAAGUGGGCAGUACUGGACAAAAGGGAGAUGAUGGAGGGAAAGGUGAUAUUGGAAACACGGGUGACGUUGGGAACACUGGACCCGUUGGAUCAACUGGAUAUACAGGUAUCGCAGGCUCGAAAGGAGACACUGGUAGCAAAGGCAUUGCGGGACAAGUUGGCAACACGGGAGAAAUGGGGUCAGUUGGUAACACCGGCAUAGAAGGGGAAACGGGUGCAGUGGGUGCUACUGGUAUAAAAGGAAUUGGUGGGGAUGAUGGUAACACUGGACAGAAAGGUGAUAUUGGAUCCACUGGGUCUGUUGGUACUACAGGCGUUGAAGGACCACAAGGACUGUCGGGCAAUGUGGGUGCCACUGGAGCAACAGGUCAGGUUGGAAAUACUGGUGAUAAAGGAGAACAAGGACUAACGGGCGAUCAAGGUGUCACAGGUAGUGUUGGAGAUACAGGAAUACAAGGUGUCGAGGGUGUUACUGGAAAUACUGGUGCCAAAGGAGACGGUGGUGACACAGGAUCGCAAGGUACACAAGGAGAGACGGGAAGCGUUGGGUCCACUGGUCAAGUAGGCGAUACUGGUAUACAGGGAGUUACUGGAGAAGUUGGCAAUACUGGCAGCGAAGGAGAUGAAGGCAACACAGGGGCAAAGGGCUCUGUUGGGGAUACCGGUAUUCAGGGAGCCACGGGCGAUGUUGGUGUUACUGGAACACAAGGUGUGGAAGGGCAGACGGGAGCAGUAGGUGACACUGGCAUUCAAGGUUUGACUGGAGUAAUUGGUAACACUGGACCAAAAGGAGGGGUUGGAGAUACAGGAGUACAAGGUAUAUCUGGUGUACAGGGUACGAAAGGAGAUACAGGACCGAUGGGAAAUACAGGCAUUCAAGGUACCAAAGGUGAUACUGGAGUUCAGGGGCUAACCGGCUCGGUAGGCGACACUGGAUCAAAGGGAGAGAUAGGUAGUUCAGGGGAUCAAGGACAGACUGGAGAACGCGGUGUCACAGGUUCCUCAGGGGUCGAGGGAAAUACUGGUGCUACUGGAGAUGUGGGAUCUACUGGACCAACAGGAUCAACAGGAGUGAUUGGAAACACUGGUGUGAAGGGAGACACUGGAAAUACUGGACCACAGGGAACUGUGGGAGACACUGGAGUCAAAGGAGACCAAGGCAUCGUUGGAAACACUGGUAUGGUCGGCUCUACUGGUAAUGAUGGCCCUACAGGUACCCAGGGAGAUUCAGGAAAUACUGGCAUUCAGGGUGUUACAGGUGGUGUUGGCAAUACUGGUCCAAAAGGUGAACUGGGAGUCCAAGGUGUCACAGGUAAUGUUGGAGACACUGGUGUUAAAGGUGAUGAUGGUCUGACGGGUAAUACUGGUGCUAAGGGUACACAGGGCGACACUGGAACAACAGGAUCAAAAGGAGAGGUUGGUGCAACUGGAGUUGUUGGAAGUAGUGGUAUCCAGGGAGUUACAGGAGAUUUAGGCAGCACAGGACCUAAAGGUGGCAUUGGGGAUACAGGUGUCGCAGGAGAUACAGGAACUAAAGGAGAAGUCGGUGCAAGUGGACUUACAGGACAAAUUGGUGACACAGGUAUUCAAGGUGUAACUGGACUUGUUGGCAAUACUGGAGCCAAGGGACAAUUUGGCAGUACUGGUGUUGAAGGAGACACUGGAGCUGUUGGGUCUACUGGCACGCAGGGAAAUGCUGGUAAUACAGGGGCUGUUGGUGCUACUGGAAAUGUAGGUGUAACUGGAAACACUGGACCUAUUGGGGCCUAUGGAGAUAAGGGAAGUGAUGGACAGCAAGGAAAUACUGGUGCAAAGGGAGAUCAAGGUGUUGUUGGCAAUACUGGACAGGUUGGAACUACAGGUGACAAAGGACAAAUUGGCGACACUGGUGUACAAGGUUUGACGGGUCAAGUAGGAAACACAGGAUCUGAGGGAGAUACAGGAGCUGUAGGAAGCACUGGACUCGACGGUGUAGCUGGAAAUACUGGUCCUAAAGGUGAUGGAGGAGAAACGGGAGCUUCUGGUCAACAGGGAAAUACCGGAGCUGUUGGCAAUACAGGAGAAAAAGGUCAAAUUGGCAAUACAGGAUCCAAAGGCAAUAUUGGCGACACUGGUACUACUGGAGCAAAAGGAAAUGAAGGCGACCAAGGUACAACAGGACAAACAGGUACCACUGGCAUUCAAGGUCAAACAGGUCUUGUUGGAGAUACUGGUAUCCAAGGUCAGACUGGUGGUGUUGGUGCCACUGGAGAGAAGGGGCAAAUUGGAACAUCGGGUGUGAAUGGACAAACCGGUAAUACAGGUCUCGAAGGUGAUACUGGAGUAGAAGGAACUACUGGAGAGAAAGGACAAAUAGGAAAUACCGGUACCCAAGGCAACGUAGGAUCUACUGGUAUUCAAGGGCAGACGGGCAGUGUUGGUGCCACUGGAGACCAAGGACAAAUUGGCAAUACUGGAGAAGUUGGUGUUACAGGAAGCGUUGGCAACACGGGUGCCGUAGGUCAAACUGGAAGCACAGGUGUAAAAGGUGAUACAGGUAGUGUUGGCAGUACAGGUAUUCAGGGACUGACUGGAAGUUCGGGUGACACAGGUGAAGUAGGCACAGUUGGAAACACCGGUGCCAAGGGACAAAUUGGCAACACUGGACCAAAGGGAGAAGAAGGCGACACCGGUAUACAGGGUAUCACGGGAAUUCAAGGACAAACUGGAAACAUUGGCGACACUGGAGCAAAGGGUGAAAUUGGAUCCACAGGAUCAGAGGGAGCUACAGGUAGUGUAGGAAGCACAGGAAGUCAAGGUCAAACUGGAAACGAAGGGGAAACUGGUCUAGUAGGAGCAACCGGUGCUAAAGGUGAUCAAGGUCUAGUUGGUUCCACUGGUGUAAAAGGAGAUCAAGGAAAUACUGGCAAUACAGGAGUCCAAGGAAUCGGUGGCAAUACAGGACAGAAGGGAAAUGGUGGUUCUACUGGAGACAAAGGUGAUCAAGGAAUCCAGGGAAAUCAGGGGCUAACUGGCAAUGUUGGCAAUACUGGUGUCAAAGGUGAAACCGGCAACACCGGCAUCCAGGGAGUCUCUGGUGUUGUUGGCUAUACUGGCCCUCAAGGACAGACUGGAAGUGAAGGAGUCACAGGUGAACAGGGUAAUGUUGGCAAUACUGGAGUCGAAGGUCUGAAAGGAGACAUUGGACAAACGGGCACAUCGGGUAGUGUUGGUAGCACAGGAAAUGCGGGACAAACUGGGGAUACUGGAGUUAAGGGCGACACCGGCCUUGAGGGACAGACUGGGGCUAAAGGAGAUAUUGGAAACACUGGGUCUAAGGGAGACGUUGGCAGUGUAGGGUCUACAGGAUCUGUUGGCAACACCGGCAGCACUGGAUUCAAGGGAGACACUGGCACACAGGGAAAUGUUGGAAACACUGGACCAAAAGGACAACGGGGAGUUGAAGGAAACACCGGUGCAACAGGAGACCAAGGUCAAAUUGGUAGUACCGGACUAAAAGGAGGUUUAGGAGAAACAGGAAUAAGUGGAACCGAUGGCCUGGUUGGUAAUACUGGGGAGAAGGGACAGACGGGAGGCACUGGAGUACAAGGAGUCACUGGUGUUGUAGGCAACACUGGUUCAACUGGUCAAUCGGGAGAUACGGGAUCAACAGGACCAACAGGAAACACUGGAGUCGAGGGAACAACUGGUGAAAUUGGUGUCUCGGGUUCAACGGGUCAAGUUGGUAACACUGGAGAACAAGGGCUAACUGGAAACACCGGUCCAAUUGGAUCCACAGGACAAGUUGGAAACACUGGUGUAGAGGGAGCUACAGGUAAUGUGGGAGCCAGUGGGGCAACGGGUAGUGAUGGAAACACAGGAGCGAAAGGUGAAACUGGAGGUGUUGGCAAUACAGGUCCUGUUGGUAGUACAGGUGUUGAAGGUCAAACUGGUGGAGUUGGAGACACUGGUGUGAAGGGUGAUGUAGGAAGUAAAGGAUUAAAAGGAGAUCUUGGACAGGUUGGAGAUACUGGUGUCAAAGGAGACUCUGGCAAUGUAGGAAAUACCGGCACUGUGGGUGCCACAGGACCUGAAGGUAACACUGGCUACACUGGCAAUACUGGCACACAAGGUGUAGCAGGACAAACCGGAGACAAAGGUGAAAUAGGCCAGACUGGUUCUAUAGGUUCAACUGGUAACACUGGGUCGAAGGGAGAACAAGGAAUACAGGGGCUGACUGGAGAUAUAGGGCAGACGGGAGAUGUUGGUGCCACAGGUUAUAAAGGUCAAACUGGAAAUACAGGAAAUACUGGAGCUAAAGGAGAAAUAGGCAACACUGGACCCAAAGGAGGAGUUGGAAAUACAGGGGUCAAAGGAGAAGAUGGCAAUACUGGCUCUACUGGCUCUACUGGCUCUACUGGAGGCAUUGGUGCAACGGGACUCCAAGGAAAUGUUGGAAAUACUGGACUCGAAGGAACGACUGGUAAUACUGGUAGUGUUGGAGCAACUGGAAAUGUUGGCAAUACUGGUGCUAAGGGAGAAGUAGGAGACACUGGUGUGCAGGGUGCUACUGGUGUUGUUGGUGAUACAGGACUGGAGGGCAAUACUGGCGACACUGGAUCAACAGGACCCAAAGGUAACCUUGGCAAUACUGGUGACACUGGACCACAGGGUAGCGAGGGAGACGAUGGCCAGACGGGCGCUCAAGGCAACGUGGGACUUACAGGACAGACGGGAAAUACUGGUAAUAAAGGAGAUGUUGGUGCUACAGGAAAUCAAGGACAGAUAGGAAAUACAGGAGUAUCUGGUUCACAGGGCGUUACUGGAGCAGUGGGGUCCACAGGUCUAAAAGGAAGUGAUGGAGUGACAGGUGAUCAGGGAAAUGUUGGUGAUACUGGCGUCGUGGGCAACACUGGAUCAAAGGGUGACCAAGGAGAUGUUGGCAGCACUGGAAUUCAGGGACAGACUGGAUAUAAGGGAGAAAUUGGCACUUCUGGAGUGACUGGUGGUGUUGGAGAUUCUGGAGUCGUUGGCAAUACAGGACCACAGGGUGUCAGUGGUAUUACUGGCACAGUUGGUGCUACUGGUAGUAAGGGUGAUACAGGAGCUGUGGGCAACAACGGUGCGACUGGUACUAUAGGAUCAACGGGACAAAAAGGCCAAGCAGGAACUGAUGGUGUUACAGGACCUCAAGGUGAAACUGGACCCUUGCCCGAUGUGACUAACACCUGCGACACUAGUAACGGUGGAUGUGCACACAACUGUAAAAAUGUGUUCGGAGCCUAUAUCUGUAGCUGUAACGCAGGAUAUGUUCUUGCUGCUGACUCCCAUGCCUGUGAUGAUAUCGACGAAUGCUCUUCCUUUGGACCCUGUCCUCAGAUCUGCACCAACACCGCUGGUAGCUACACCUGCAGUUGUGCUCCUGGAUUUACGCUAGAGGCUGACCAGCGAACCUGCUCUGAUAUAGACGAAUGUCUUCAACUAGACACCGUUGAAAAUUGUGCUCGUAGUUGGUCGAUGUGUGUAAACGUCCCAGGAUCAUUUGUCUGUGUUGGCAUCAGUCUAACGAACAUAAGAAGGGCCAGCGUUCAAGGAAGUGAUGAUCAAUCCUGUAAAAAACAAAACGGUGGAUGUGCCCACAUAUGUACCCAAGUGACCGGUGGACAUGAAUGUUCCUGUCGAGCAGGAUACCAACUCGACAAAGAGGGAGCCCUCGGUUGUACAGAUAUCAAUGAGUGCGACAGUUGGCCAUGCCAGCAGAAUUGUACCAACACCGACGGUAGCUACCAGUGUAGUUGUGACGAUGGCUUUAAACUUGGUGCUGAUGGACAGACAUGUGAAGCACGGAAACUUUGUUCAGACGGUAGUAAUGGAGGAUGUGACCACAUAUGUCGCCAGCUGUAUGGAGCUCGCAAGUGUUCCUGUUUGCUAGGCUACGAAAUAUCAUCGGAUGGAUUCACCUGUAAUGACCUCGAUGAAUGUGCUUUAUAUGGUCCUUGUAAUCAGCUGUGUAGCAAUAAUGAAGGUGGAUUUGACUGUAGCUGUUUCUCUGGCUUCACACUGGAAGUCCACACUCAUUUGUGUAAAGAUAUAGAUGAAUGUCAGAAUCAGGAAGCAUGUCCCUUGUACAGCACUGUAUGCCUAAACACCCUGGGUUCCUACAGUUGUGUAGACUUUUUGGCGAGUGUUGCAAAUGACGAGUCCAAUAUCGAGGAUGGAAAUGAAUUUGAUCUACAAGGAGAUUACCUUAGUGAUGACCAUGUGGGAGCCGCCGCUGAAGGGAAUGCAUCCCCACAAACUUUAUCUAGUACCCAAAUGAUGAUCAUCAUUGGUGUUAUGGCUGGCAUCAUUAUCCUGGUGGCGCUUGGUGCUUCCAUUGCUUGUAUAAUUGUAUAUCAGCGUAUGGAAGGACGUCCACGCAAGGACUCUAUGGCAGGACUCCUUGUUCCUACUCACAUGCGCAGUGCUUCAACUUGUGGUGACGUAGAAUCUACAGGAGCAUUCAACCCUUAGAACAUUUAUUACAACAUCAAACACAACUGAAAAUUAAGGAAUUGGAAACUGGACUGCUGUAAUGUGUGCAACACAAGUAUAGGAAUCCACUUAAAAACUGUUCAGUUUUUAACUUUAUAAAUGUUCCGUUAUACUUAUGAAAACCAAAGAUAUAAUUUGUCUUGAUUUGUGCUGUAUCCUAAAUGAUCAUAGACAAAUUGUACCAAACCAAAAUCUUCAGUGCUGGAAAAUUGUGUCCAUAUUGAUAAUGGUAUUGCUGUCCAAAUAUAAUGCCAAAAUUUAUAAACACAAAUUUGAUUUGUUAAUGAAAAAUCACUUGAAUUUGUUGACUUAAGCUGUUAAAUAUCUUCUUGAUGUAUCUUUGGAUAUGUUUAUUUUUUAAAGAAAUUGACCAUGUGCUGACAAUUUUUUUCCUGCCCGACAAAUACAUCAUCAAGCAAGUUAAAAAUUCCUUUAUAAAAGCCAUGUUUCAAAUUAUUGUUCAAAAUAGCAACUGGUCUUUAAUAAAAGAUUAUUUAAUUGUUUACAGGAUUUGAGUGUUGUAGUGUAUUACAACGCAGACUAUACUUUGAAAUACAGCUGAUGUCUCCAA
Mizuhopecten yessoensis (Yesso scallop) is the source of this 10611-nucleotide messenger RNA. RefSeq lists its product as uncharacterized. Lineage: Eukaryota; Metazoa; Mollusca; Bivalvia; Pectinida; Pectinidae. The transcript is spliced from 15 exons. The coding region runs from base 93 to 10019 and encodes 3308 amino acids. The record is from RefSeq and is a predicted model, not a curated record. Gene Ontology annotation, molecular function: calcium ion binding.